CAGGAAGUGCACGGCGCAUGCUCGGGAUGGUAACGGAGCAGCCUGCGAAUUGGGGCCUGUUGAUGCUGACUAUCUCGGGGGCAAGAGUUGGACUCGCUUUCUCGCUAUGCAGGGGGCAUUCUUCAAUCUACUUGCGGCCUGUGGAGCCAUGGUGAUCCCCUAAGGAUUCAGUUAAGAUGUCAGAAGCAUCCAAGACUCGCACUGUAAUUUUUGGCCAGGUGGUUAUUGGGCCACCUGGUUCGGGGAAGACUACCUACUGUGUGGGGAUGCAAGAGUUUCUCUCAAAGCUCGGUCGCAAGGUGGCAGUAGUGAACCUUGAUCCUGCUAAUGACCUCAUUCCAUACCAGUGUUGUGUGGACAUUGGUGAGCUGGUGAAACUUGAUGAUGUUAUGGAUGGCCUUGGACUGGGCCCUAAUGGAGGACUUGUUUACUGCAUGGAAUACUUGGAGGCAAAUCUGGAUUGGCUGCUGGGCAAGCUGGAACAAUUCAAGGACUAUUAUUUCCUUUUUGACUGUCCUGGUCAGGUGGAGCUGUACACACACAACUGCUCUGUGAGGAACAUACUUGCACAGUUAACCAAGUGGAAUUUCAGGCUAGCGGCUGUCCAUCUAGUCGAUUCUCACUACUGCACUGAUCCUGCAAAGUUUAUUUCCAUCCUAUGCACAUCGCUGUCCACCAUGCUGCAAGUGGAAUUACCUCAUGUCAACAUCCUCUCCAAAAUGGAUCUCAUUGAACAGUUUGGAAAAUUAGCAUUUAAUCUGGAUUAUUAUACUGAGGUGUUGGAUCUGUCUUACCUGUUGGAUCAUUUAGGCAAAGACCCUUUCUUCAAAAACUUUCGACGAUUAAACAAGAAACUGGUGGAAGUCAUUGAAGAUUACAGUCUGGUUUCCUUUGUACCACUUAAUGUCCAGGAUAAAGACACCAUGAAGCACGUAAUGAAGGCUGUUGAUAAGGCCAAUGGAUAUUGCUUUGGGGACUCAGAGCAAAGAACUUUGGAAGCCAUGAUGUCUGCAGCUGUGGGAGCAGAUUUCCAGUUCACCAUAUCCAUGGAUGCUCAGGAGAAGUAUGUGAAAUCAGUUGAGGAGAAUGUGGAGGAGGAGGUGAUGCAGCUCUCCCAUUCGGACACAAACUUUGACACAACAUGAAUUUUUCAAUCCAAUGCCUGUCAUGGUUGGCUUCACUUGAUGAUAGAGACUCUAAUGAAGUUGGUGUCUUUCUAAAUGUGUGAUGAUUUCAGGUGUGGAAGUAGACACAAGUCAUUUCCACACUUGCCACAGUUCAGCCGUGGAUGUACCCACUGACAGCUGCUGAUUUCCUUCAGUGCAUCUUGUUAGUUGGCUCCUUGCAUUGUUUGGAGUGGAAAUGUUUGAAAAAUGAGUUGUUUCCAGCAUGUUGAACUAUUGUUUUUUUUAAACAAGUAGGUGCCCAAUAAAGAUGUUUUACUUUGCUA
This is a messenger RNA of Stegostoma tigrinum, 1450 nucleotides long. RefSeq names its product GPN-loop GTPase 2 (gene gpn2). Gene Ontology annotation, molecular function: GTPase activity. The transcript is spliced from 6 exons. The record is from RefSeq and is a predicted model, not a curated record. Gene Ontology annotation, cellular component: cytoplasm. Lineage: Eukaryota; Metazoa; Chordata; Chondrichthyes; Orectolobiformes; Stegostomatidae. Bases 177 to 1145 code for a protein of 322 amino acids.